Echinostoma caproni is the source of this 540-nucleotide messenger RNA. NCBI's taxonomy places the organism in Eukaryota, Metazoa, Platyhelminthes, Trematoda, Plagiorchiida, Echinostomatidae. The record is from the annotation of a GenBank genome assembly.
UUCCCGGGGGAACAAGCGUCUGCUGGAUCUGCUUUUCUCAGCUCCACAUCGUCACUGGAUCGGUUAGGCGCUUUACACUCGGUCCAUUCGAUCCACUCAAACGGUCAACCGAAUAUCCCACUAUCAUGUGAUCUGGCCACACCCUUGGUGACCGAUGCCAGUUCGCUUCCUUUGCACGGACUACAGCCCAUGACACCGGGGCUGGUAGCAUUGAAAUCUGUUCAUAACAAAAAUGUUCUACCCAGCUAUCCGUUGCUGAGUGGUGUAACUCCCUAUGUACCAAACGGUGCGGUCCCACUCUCACUUCCUACAACUGCCACAAAACUAAACUUGUGCGAUGGGACUUUGCACACCGCGUUUUCCCUGAACAGUUUGGACCCGGUGGGAUUCGCGUUACGCAAUCAGCAAUUGAUGCCUCUGCCCCUAUCUCUAACCGAUUGGACAACUAAUGCACAAUCAUACGGCUGUGGAUUUAUACAACCUGAGAUUCCCCGUCCUGCGUUGAUUUCCAACUGUAAUGGUGUUUCACUGCUGUGCUAG